This is a messenger RNA of Eruca vesicaria subsp. sativa (arugula), 1200 nucleotides long. The record is from the annotation of a GenBank genome assembly. Lineage: Eukaryota; Viridiplantae; Streptophyta; Magnoliopsida; Brassicales; Brassicaceae.
AUGGAACCGUCACAAAGACGUCACCUAGCUCACGACCAAAGCUCCCCAAAACACAUUCCAUUCGACCUAACUUUUGAGAUAUUCACGAGACUUCCGGCUAAAUCCAUCAUCCGGUUCCAAUCAGUAUCCAAGCUCUGGUACUCUAUCAUCCACAGCAAAGAUUUCUACAACUCCUUCCUGAUUCACUCAAAGACUCGACCACGCCUCCUUUUCACCUUCGAGAACUUCGAUUCCCGUAAGCGCUUCAUCUUCUCAGCUCCUGAGCACGACAUCGAACAAAACUCAUCCACAGCCAGACACGACAUGACAAUCUCAGAUCUCGUCUACUACAUCAAAUCUCGCCCUGUGAACGGCUUAAUAUGUUGCACACGUGAUUCAUCGAUAGCAGUUUGUAAUCCAACCACAAGACAAAUCUUGAAACUGCCUGAUGUUACACUCAACGGAAAAGCCAUGCACGCACGUCUAGGGUACGAUCCUGUCCAAGACCAAUACAAAGUCUUGUGUGUGAUGAUGCAUAAGGUGUACACCAAUACAAGAAACACUUACGAGCCAGAGUGUUUCGUUUUCACAUUGGGAUGUCAACAACAAGAGUGGAGAAAGAUUGAGGUCAUCGGAGAUGAUCCUUACAGUGGUUUUCACGAUGGGAUUUGCAUCAAUGGUGCUAUAUACUUUGUAACUAAACAUAAAAUAGCUAGGUUUGAUGUUAGAUCCGAGAAGGUGGAGUUUAUUAACGCACCCCAAGAAGAUAUGUUCAACGAAGAGGAUACCAAGAAAGUAGUCAUUUAUUAUUCCUCAACCAAGAUCACAACCAUAAACACUUUCUGUUGGACACUUGUAAACCACCAAGGUAAGUUAGGAGGAAUAGAUCGUUGGGCCUUCCGUCUUUUGCGUUUGUGGUUACAAGAAGAUGAAUCAUGGAACAUGAUGAAAAGCAAUGUUCCUACAGAGUGGGUAAAAUUAUUCAGAGCCAAAAAACCGAAUUCUCCGGGAGAGAUUCAUACAGGAGAAUUUAUAUGGGUAUCUGAUAGGUUAGAUCCAUCUAAGCCUUUCAAUGUUUUCUAUUACUAUAUUAUCAGAGAGAGUUUCAGAAGUGCACAAGUGGAAGGUAUUGAGGAUCGUGGUAUCCAAGGUAUUCGUAAGCAUAAUCCUUAUAUGUUGUGUUUUCCAGGUCACAUUGAGAAUAUCAUGUUCUUGUACUGA